GUGUGUUAUUCUGCUGUAGGGCUAGGGCUCUGGUUAGGAUUAGGUUAGGUUUCUAGCUCUCUCAACCCUAGGGGACAGACUCUCCUUGGCCAAUGUGGCCAUCAUGACUUCUGUCUCUCCUUACAGAGACUCUGAUCUCCAGCACUGAGAAAUGAAGCAGCAUGCUCUGGACCAGCAACAUGUAAAGCUUCUUUCUAUUUUGGGGUACUAGUGAGUAAUUAAUUCCAGAGGGUCUUCAGGUCAUUAUUGUUGCUGUAAACUGAGGAAAUAGAGUUCUCAUAGCAGAGGAGCAAACCUCGUAAUAUUCCGGCUACCCCAGACAGGUCUUUCAAAGAAGCAAGAACAUCAUAGGAGAGAUGAUAUAGGUUUUGGCUGGAAGGUCCAGGUAAGGAGAGAUCUAGAUGGCAGAGUAUCAGUUUGGCACAGAGGAAAUCCCAAUUUCCAUCAGUGGCAUCUCCAGUUAAGGGACAUCAGGUGCUGGGAAAACCUCUACUUUGAUUAUUGUUGUCACUUGGAAUUGAGAAAAGUGAGAGGAAAUCCAACAUGGCUCAUCUUUACGUUGAUGCCUCUGAGUCUGGAAAUCACUGACAAUCAAACGAGUUUUCUCCUUACCUUUAAACACCUUGUAUCAAAAAGCUUUCGUAAUCCCUUCUGGCCAUAGUAGCAGAUUAUUCAAACCAGUGACAUGAAAAUAUCUGCCUUGGAUGUGAAGGAAAACCUGGAGAAAGCACAAAGGCAGGAAGCCACAAUGGAUGAGAACUUCACCUCAGUCACAGAAUUCAUCUUGGUGGGACUCACUAGUCAACGAAAGACUCAGCUUCUACUCUUUGUCAUGAUGUUUCUCAUCUACACACUUACCAUCCUGGGGAACCUGGUGGUCAUCCUGCUGGUACAAAUUGACACCCACCUCCAAACCCCCAUGUAUUAUUUCCUCAUGCACCUCUCAGGCCUAGAGAUCUGCUAUGUCACCAGCACAGAACCACAGAUGCUGGCUCAUCUCCUGGCUGGGAAUGGAGUCAUCUCCUACACCCGUUGUGCUGCCCAGCUGUUUGUCUACUUGUCUUUUGGUGCUGCUGAAUGCUUUCUGCUGGCCGUCAUGGCCUAUGACCGUUACCUGGCCAUUUGCCAACCUCUGCUGUAUCCUGUUGUCAUGGACAGGUGGUGCCGGAUGCACCUUGUAUCCAGUUGCUGGGCAGGAGGCUUCCUUGGGGGUGCGAUAUAUGUUUGGUGUACCUUUCACCACUCCUAUUGUGGUCCCAACCGUAUUGAUCACUUCAUGUGUGAGAUGUCGUUAGUCUUGAAACUUGCCUGUGACGAUACCCACGUCACUCAGACAGUUAUUUUUGUGCUGGCUGGGGUAGGCCUUCUGAUUCCUAUUAUUGUUGUUGUGACCUCCUAUGUUGUCAUUCUGUUCUCUGUGUUACAAAUACAGUCAGUCACUGGAUUGCGCAAAGCCUUCUCCACAUGUACUUCCCACCUCAUCGUAGUUACCGUGUUCUAUGGGACUCUCAUUGUUACAUAUGCAAUUCCCCGAUCAACGGCUUCCUCAGACCGGGACAAAAACAUUGCUUUGUUUUAUGUGGUGGUCACCCCUUUUCUCAACCCUAUCAUUUAUACCCUGAGGAACAAGGAUGUUCAUGAGGCAGUGGCCAGGGCGCUGCAAAGGCGUGUUUGA
Molecule: messenger RNA, 1675 nt
Organism: Heteronotia binoei (common prickly gecko)
Lineage: Eukaryota; Metazoa; Chordata; Lepidosauria; Squamata; Gekkonidae
Product: olfactory receptor 5P52-like
Exons: 2
Coding region: 686-1675 (329 amino acids)
Biological process (GO): G protein-coupled receptor signaling pathway
Cellular component (GO): membrane
Molecular function (GO): olfactory receptor activity; G protein-coupled receptor activity
Source: RefSeq, a predicted model, not a curated record